AUGGAAGUGAUACUUCUUGGGGCUCAUGGCCUUCUGAGAACAGACAUAUUUGGUAAGGUAGAUCCAUAUGUUGUGAUUCAGUAUGGAAAUGAAGAGCACACCAGCAAAAUAGUUCAUGGACAAGGUAGCAACCCCGGGUGGAAUGAACGGUUCAAAUUCAAGGCACAAUACCCAGCAGACGCGGGAGACGAUGAACAAAGAAAAUACAGGCUCUUUCUUCGACUUAUGGACCACGACACUUUCACUCGCGAUGACUACCUUGGCCAUACCACGAUCUAUGUGAAGGAGCUACUUGAGUUAGGUGUGGAGAAUGGAAAGGCUGAACUUGGUACUCAUAAGUACAGGGGGGUUAUGAUGAAGAAGAUUAAUGAGGUGGAGGAACGCUAA
This is a messenger RNA of Erythranthe guttata (spotted monkey flower), 387 nucleotides long. The record is from RefSeq and is a predicted model, not a curated record. NCBI's taxonomy places the organism in Eukaryota, Viridiplantae, Streptophyta, Magnoliopsida, Lamiales, Phrymaceae.